CGAAAGAGCGUUCUCAGUCAAGGCUGCGACACAGAUGGCAGCAGAUCUUUCCCGCAUCGUUGCUCCCCGGAGUGUCACAUCGCAUUUUAAUGAGUUAUUCGUUGCGUGAUAAGCGAUUCGUCGUCAUAGAUGAACGCUCUUGGCUUUUUCAUCUCUUUCUCUCCCUCCUCCUGUCUCUCCUCCCUCUUUCUCGUCUUCAACGCAUUUCUUUCGUUCGGAGCAACUUUUGUGACCAGAAGGAUAAGACUCUCUCGCCUCUCCGCGCAGACUUGGGCUUUCAUAAAUGUUCACACCUUUACCGAAGAAACUUCAGAUCCUCAAAGUCACAGCAGAUUGAAAAAUAUUCUCGAGGAUUCCAGUGUUUACUCUCUCGUAUAUCGAAGCAGGCUCUCGUCCAGGGCAAAGAACGAUUCGAGGAAUCCGAGAGGUGCGUAUGCUCGAGUGAACGGGAGGAAAAAUACAAGUUCGUGCACAAUGCUGAGAAGCGUUACGCCGACGAUGAAGUUGAUCGGUCUAGUCAUCCUCGCGGUGCUCCACUCCCCAGGAUCAAACUCACAAUCUAUGAUUUUUUUCACAGAAGAGGCAAACUGCUCGACAGCUUCGAAGCAAUCCGGGACGUGCAUCAACAUCAGACAAUGUCCAGCCCUGAUGAGUGUUCUCCGAGGUCCCAGACCCCUGUCUCCGCAGGCUCUCGAACUCCUGAGAUCCUCGCAGUGCGGUUUCGAUGGUAAUUCGCCAAAAGUGUGCUGCGAGAGCGAGCGAGCGGGCACGACAAGCCCGUUGGUCGGUGCGAGCAAUGACGAGGACUCGGCGAGCCCUCCAUCGCCUCCGGACGUGACUGCGCACCCGAAUCUCAGACUCCUCGAGCACGCGCUUUGCGGUCCUAUAACACAGGGGAAAAUAUUAAACGGCAACAAAACUAGCGUCUUCGAUUACCCAUGGAUGGCUCUGAUCGCGUACAAAAUCGGUUCGACUUACGAGUUCCGCUGCGGCGGAAGCGUCAUCAACAAGAGAUACAUCCUCACGGCCGCUCAUUGCGUCUCCCAGUUACCCGCCGGUCUCGUCUUGUCCGGCGUAAGGGUCGGGGAUCACGACAUAAGCAAAGAGCGGGAUUGCGACAAGGGCGAGGACGGGUUGGAAGUCGUGUGUGCCGAGAGAUACCAAGACUUUGGGGUCGAGAGCACGCACCCGCAUCCCCGAUACUCGAGGAGCAAUCUCAAAAAUGACAUUGCCCUCAUUCGUAUCGAUAACGACGCGGAUUUUCGACCGGCGAGUGUUCGACCGAUUUGUUUACCCAUCGGAGCCGCUGCGACGAUCGUUCAGAAAAAGGUCACGGUAACGGGCUGGGGCGCGACCGAGAGAGGCCCUCAAAGUCAGGACCUUUUGCAAGCCUUCAUCAGUGUCGUGCCGAACGAGCAGUGCGCGGAGGCUUAUCGAAAGACUGCGACGAUCGGAUUCCGACAGCUGUGCGCCGGCGGGAGCAACGGCGUUGAUUCCUGCUUCGGUGACAGCGGCGGUCCCCUCCAAUCACCUGGACUGUACAACAGCGCUCCGAAAUACAUACAGCAUGGCUUGGUCAGCUUUGGACCAACGCGCUGCGGAAUUGAAGGGUUCCCUGGUGUUUACACCAAAUUGUCGUACUACCUUGAUUGGGUCCUGGACACUAUGAGAGAUUAGAACUCGCAAAUACUGACACUCUGUGACAAGCUGCCACGAGGUGAUCGAGAGGCGAUUUUAGCAACUCUGGAAUUGGAAAAGAAGAAUAUGCGGAAAAUUUUCAAACACGAAAUAUCUCCGGUGAAAGUCGCUGCGACGCAAGUCGAUGCAAGCUAAAUGGUUUUCGAGCCUCUGAUUUGAUCUCUCCACCUCGGGAUUUUUAAAUAAAAUGUGAUCGAGGCUCGAUAAUUGUUCGAAAUUUUUCUGCUCGUUACUUCAAGCCAAUGGGAACAUUUUUUCACUCAUAAAUAUUCUCAAUUCGAGCGCUUUUCUUACGAUUCUCUCUUGUUUUCGUGGGUUUCAGAAUAAUUAAUAAAAUCACGUCGACACAAAUAACGUGUAUAUCGAUAUAUUCGGAUAUUGCACUUGACACUCGAGACAAAUUAGUAUCCACAAUAAAAAAAACAGUUCUUCGUA
This is a messenger RNA of Venturia canescens, 2133 nucleotides long. RefSeq names its product melanization protease 1-like. The coding region runs from base 130 to 1677 and encodes 515 amino acids. NCBI's taxonomy places the organism in Eukaryota, Metazoa, Arthropoda, Insecta, Hymenoptera, Ichneumonidae. The record is from RefSeq and is a predicted model, not a curated record. The transcript has 6 exons. Gene Ontology annotation, biological process: proteolysis. Gene Ontology annotation, molecular function: serine-type endopeptidase activity.